GUGUGUAUUUUAGUGCAAUAGUAGCAGAGAAGCAGAAACUCAACACUUUUCAAGAUACAGGAAAGAAAAGGCAGCCAAUAUCCAAAGACAACUUUGUUCUUGUACCUGCCAACAAAUCAAAGGGUCAAGUAUCAUGGUUUCAUGACCUCGCUGGGAAUAAAUCUCUCAAUCAACUCACAAAGAAGGUGCCAGUGUUCCAUCGUAAAGAUGAUAUCUUUGUGACUCUGUGUGAGAACAACAUGCCAAUGAUUAGAGCAGCAUGGUAUCUAAAGAUGAUGGCUGCAAACCAAGCUGCUAUCUCAGAAACUAAGAUGAAGAAAAGACAACCUAAUGAUCCAUCCCAAGACUGGUGUCUGAUCAUCACCAAGUUCUUGAAGAGCCAGCUCGACAAGAUCGUAGAGUACAACAACACUGCCUCCCUCGUCUCUGCACAGCAGGCGGCGGCGUCGAACGCCAAGCAGUCGUCUUCGUCAGGCUCCUCCUUGCUUGGGGGCGGGAUGGGCUCCAUGGGGAUGGGAUCUGGCUCUAUGGGAGGGAGUACUAUCGAGCUGGAGAAGUGUGUCAAGCUGUGGCAGUACACGACAGAGUUGGCCAGAUAUCUCUAUCAGGAAGGGAUGUUGGAAUGCCAUGACUAUCUCUCCUGGCUUGUUGACACUUUGGAGAAGGUUAACACUAAUGAUGACAGUACUUUCAGAUUCUUACUACCGUUUGUCGUCCAGUAUUUGGAGGAGUUUCUGAAGAGUCAGCUGCUCUCCCGUCGUCUUGCCUACGUCUGUGCUCGGCGUCUAACAUCCAUGUGCUCUGAAUCUAGACCCCAUUCACCACAUCUCAAUACAUCUAGCAACGCCCAGAUGCCAUCCAACCCUCCGUCCCAUUCCCAGCAUGCCCUAGCCAGCAUCCUGGCCGAGUUCCGCAGCUGUCCCCAGCAUCACUCCAUCAUCCUAGGUCUUAGCUGCAUUCUUCAGGCGGUCACGCUGCGCUGUCCCAGUGCCCUGGUGUGGAUCAACCUAGGUGAGAGCAAGAACUACAGCGUGCCUGGGUCACCGUUGGACAUCCUACCCUGCCCGCCGUCCCUACUGCCCCUUCCUGGUAGCAUCUCCAUACAGAAUCAUCAGAUUCGUAGCAGCAUUCGUCAGGCAGAAAACCAGAUCAAGAUGAGAAGCAGAAGGGCAGAGGUCAGGUGGUCCUCAGAUAAAUGCCAAGAAUCCGCAGCUGGUCACACGAUAUCAAGAGUACUGCAGACGUUAGAAGUGCUGGACGGACAUUGUUUUGAUCGCUGUGAUGCUAGUAACUCAAUAGAUGCCCUCUACAACAAGAUAUUCCUGAAUAAUCAAAAACAGGACUCGCCAGAACCUUUGCAGAAUGAUGAUCCUAUAGUGCUUCUGCUGUGCCAAUGGGCUGUGUGUCCAGAAAGAACGAGUGAACAUAGAGCACUUGUUGUAGCCCAGCUCCUAGAGAAAUACGUCAUCGACAUGGAAACAGAGAAAAUGGCUGAAACAGAAGGAAUGGAAGACAAAGAGAUGGCACCAAUCUCCCCCAUGCCUGCUGCAUCAACAACCCCAGUGUUUCAAGUUCUACUUCAACAUUUCCUGGAUGUCAGAGCCCCUGUGAUUGAUGACAAUUCAUCGGCUGAUGACAAGAAGGCCUUUGCCAACCUAAUCCUACUCUUUGGUGAACUGAUCCGGUGUGAGGUAUUCUCCCAUGAUUCCUACAUGUGUACCCUGAUCUCCAGGGGUGACCUGACUACCACCCCUGUCCCUCAGACAGGGGCAUUCAUAGGGGGUCCAGGGAGCCAGAGGAACGAUGGAGGUGCAGGUGUUAAGAGUGAGGCCAAGAAUGAUGGAGAAGAGAAGCAGGAUUCCUCUGACAAUGAGGACUAUGGUUACCUUGACGACAAACCCCCUCCUGCCCCUGCCCCACCCCCUCGCAAGGAGUCUUCCUCCUUUCAAGAAAAAUUCCUCGAGUCCAUCCAAUCAAAAUCCGACUCCCAGUCGGACAUCUCCGAUGACGAGAAAGACAGUCCGAUGGACGGCGACAAGAGCGACGAGGAGAAGAAAUCGGACAUGGAUUACAGGUCUCCAUCUCCGGAAGCACCUCGCGUCAAUCGCCAUCAGCUCUACGUGAAGCACUUCCCCAUCUCAACCGAGGAUGGCUCCGUGUACCAUGAGAGUAACCAACGAUCGGUGCUCCUCUACGGCUUUGGUCGCGCCCGCAUGGAAGCCAGGCAACAGGUCAAACAUGUCCAGAAAGACUUACUGAAGAUCCUCACCCAAGGAGGUGGUAAAGGUGAAGGGUCAAAGGGCAAGAAGGUGUCCAAGUCCGACGAACCGAUGAUCAACAAGGAGGAGGCGAUGCAGAGGUUUCUUGCGCUGUGUUACUUUGAUCAGCACAUGGUGACGGGGUCUUGUGCAAACGGGGUCUUGGAUCAGGUUCAGUCAUUCAGUAUGGGCAAUAGGGACACACCACCCACCUUUGACCAGGUUACACUCGUGUUUGAACUCUUUGAGAAUGCACUCAACAUCAAUGGCUUGCUGGAAUUCGCUGUCAAGAUGUUAUCUCACAUGAGUCGUGUUGAGCAUGAGUUGAUGAGAAGGAAAUCACCGCAGAGUGGGACAUACUGCACCAAUCUCUGUUUGACCAUAGUAGCAGUGCUCCGUCGUUUCCAGGCAUGCUUGCUGGUGUUUCCAGAACAGACGGCAACGGUCUUUGAGCUAUUGUGUGGUGUGGUCAAACAUGUGAGUAAUGUAACCAACUGUACUUCGGCUGAGCGCUGUAUCCUGGCUUAUCUCUAUGACCUCUACACUUCCUGUAGUCAUCUUAAGUCCAAGUUCUCAGACUUGUUUAGCAGUGUCGCCAACAAGGUGAAGCAGGCUCUCUAUACUAGCAUCACACCCUCUGAAUCAAACUCACGAUGGAACCAAGACUUCAUGCAGGAGUACAUUGAUAAUCCUAGGGGUCGUGAAUUCAAGCAAUCAUCUUUGGGUCGUCAGCUGAAUGAUAAUCCAGGAGAUAGAUAUAGCUUUGUGUGCAAUGCCCUUCUUGCCAUUUGCAAUGCAGAUCCUGAGAAAUUGAACAAUCUCUCUAUCAUGUGUGCUGAAUUGACCGCUAGCUGUACGACGCUGAGCUCUGAAUGGCUUGGGGUACUCAAGGCCCUCUGUUGUUCAUCUAUACACAGCUGUGGGUUCAACGACCUUCUCUGCAAUGUCGAUGUGAGUGAUCUUUCAAUCCAUGACAAUAUUGCAGUCUUCACCGCCAUCUUGAUUGCCAGACAUUGCUUCUCGCUGGAGGAUGUGGUAGAUCACGUUGCUCUUGCUUCCCUUAUUGCUGCCAACCCUGGCAUCUCUGGUGCAUCCAUAGCUGAUCCCGAUGCCGAACCGGGAGCAAGGCUGAUGUGCCACCUGCUCCUCUGCCUCUUCUGCACCUCUCAAGAGACUCCCACCCUGCCCUCCACCGGCUCCUCAAGCACCAGUGGGGGUAAUAACCCCAAUCCCGCCCCUGGAGAAGGGGGACGAGGCGGUGGUAGUGGUGGAGCUGGUGGUGGUGGAGCGGUUAGGUUCAUCAAGACGACCUGUGAUCGUCAUAUGCUGGACUCUGCUCAUAGCAGCAUCACUGUUGAUGCUUUGGUUGGUGUCUUGAAGGCCAUUCUUCUGCUGGGUGAUGCUGCUGUUGGAGGAGGAGGCUCCUCCUCAAGCCUCUUCGGCUCCUUCGAUGACUUUGGAGGGAGAGAAGGCCGAGAAGGGGGCAACCAGGAGGAGGGGUUCGGCCAGGGUACCAAGUCCUCUGGUAACAUGUCGACAGCCAGUCUGAGUAACUAUGCCAAGUACACCCUGAAGACAAUCUGCAGUCAGAACUGGGUCAGGGAAACAUUCCUCAAGGAUCAAGAGAAUCUAUGGACCAAUGAAGUACUCCUGGAUCAGUAUCUAUCACAUAAACAGAUCCACUACCUUCUUCAGUUGAUUUGCUACCCGAGUGGGACAUCAACCAUUGGAGAUGGAGGCUCAGACGCUGAUCAGAAGACUAUUAUCACCCGCAUACUAAAGAAUUUGAACCAGUGGACCUUACGGGUCUCUUGGUUGGAGCUCCAGCUGAUGCUCAAACAGUGUCCCUCUGCCUCAGAGAACAACUCUCUGCUUGAGAACAUCGCCAAAGCAACCAUCGAGGUUUUCCAGUUGACCCCAGAGGAUGAACAGAGCUCUAGUAAAGGUGGAUCAAGCAGCGGUGGUGGUAGUAGUAGCAGGCGCAGCUCAGGAGCUAACCAGAAAGGGAAUCAGGACUCAAAAUCUGACCCAGCCAACAGCAGUGUGUGGUUAGUAGCCCCUCUGAUCUCCAAGCUUCCUAGCUCAGUCCAGGGAAGGGUCUUGAAGCAAGCUGGGAACAUCCUGGAGAGUGUUGGUCAAACCUGGACUUCCAAGCCAUCAAGCAAAGAUAAGGACAAACAGGGUCAAAGAAGCCAAGCGUCAACCGUGAGUCACCAGCCAUUGCUGUCUUUAGUAUUGACCUGUCUCAAAGGCCAAGAUGAACAAAGAGAGGGUCUCCUAACAUCCCUGCAGACUCAGCUUACACAAUUCCUGCAAUCACCAAAAGAUGACCGAUGGGAAGACCCCAAAAGCAGAAGACUAAUGCAUGAAGCUCUACAACUCAGACUUAGUUUGGUUGGGAAUAUGUUUGAUACCAUUAUGAGGAGUAUGAUGUGGACAACAGAGUUUGCUCUUCUUCUUCUUCAACUCAUAACAACAGGAACUGUUGAUCCACAUACCAAUAAUGAGCUGUUCACUACUGUCUUGGACAUGUUAUCAGUUCUCAUCAAUAGUACUCUGUCCUCCGAUGCUAGUGGUAGUCCAGGGGCAGGAGAAGAGAAAGGACGCUCUCACCAAGCUCUUAUCAAGAAACUCAAGAAAGAAGUUGGUGACAAGCAUUCUGACGGGAUCAACCUGGUCCGUCAGCUUCUACCGGUUCCCAGGAAGACCAUUGAGGUCAUCACAUGUGAACCAAUGGGGAGCUUGAUCGAUACAAAAGGCAAUAAGAUCACUGGCUUUGACUCCAUUGAUAAGAAACAGGGGUUGCAAGUAUCAGCCAAGCAGAAGAUAAAUCCCUGGGAUACGUUGGAGAUCCUGAAGAACCCCGCCCCUCUCUCAUGGGCGUGGUUUGGGGGUAUCCGGAUGGAGAGGAAGCCGUUGAGAUACCAGGAGCAGUACCGCCUUACACUCUACCACUCCCACAAUCAGGUCAAGCCUGACAGCCACUAUUUUGACCCACCGCAAGUCCCUCCUGACGAAGAGGAGCCCCCACCCCCGAUUAAUCAGGAAGUAGAAAAGCCCAUACAGGAGAUGGACUCCAGCCAAUCAGAGAUCAAGGUUGGCGUUGUUAUACCGGUAGAGGGCUCCAAAGAGACGACCAAUAAGAAGGGCAAGAAAAGGCCAAACCGUAAGAGACCGGCCCCUACCCCAGCUCAAGCUCCUAUGAGAGAGCAACCAUAUCCCUUCAAUCCUGGCAUGAGUGGUUACCAAGAUCGUAACUUUGUGCAGUCCGCCAUGUUACCCCAGGGACAAGUGCCUUUCCAACAGCCGCUGCCACCAGCUGGUCCAAUCCGUCCUGACAGGCCUCACAUGAUGCCGGGUAGCUCCAAGAUGGUCUUGAAGAAUCACCUGAUAGGGGCAAGGGCUUCAGGACCGACGGGACAGAGUCAGCCUUUGCUGACUCAGAAGUUAUUACGUGAUCAGAUUGCUGCUCGCCGGCGUGGACCGGGAGGGAUCACACCAGAUGGUCAGAUGUCAAACAUGGUACAGCCAGGAAACCAGUAUAACAACUACAACAUGCCUAUGAUGGGUCAGCAGGCCGGGAUGACCACUGACCCCCAUGCCAGCGGUCAACCAACGUCCAGCAUGGUUGGCAGUGGGUACAACCAACAGUUCUCUCACCCAACCCAGCAAGGGGCUAACCAGCCUCAGCGUAUGAUGCCAGGGAUGAACCAGCAAUCUGGGCCUAAUCAGAUGGGUUACGCCCCUCAGCAGCAUCAACCGAUGCAUGCUACUCGAGCCAGGUUACAGCACCAAAUCCAACAACACCGCCAGAUGCACCAAGGUAUACAGCAACCGCAGCAGCAUCCCACCGGUCCCACCAGCCAGGGGACAUACAUGGGCCAUCAGAUGCUACCGCAGGAACAACAGCAGCAACAGAGGGGUCAGCAACAGCUCCUCCAGCAGCAGCAACAGCAGCAGCAGCAACAACGGAUGCUGGCCUUGAGGCAGAUGCAAGGUCAGGUGCCCAUGUCAGGGUCUGGUAUGAUGCCUGGCAUGCAGAAUCAGAUGGGCGGGCCAGGAAGGCCGGGGAACACUAUGAACCAAAGGGGUCACAACACGUACCCCCAUUAUUGAAGGUAUCGAGGGUGUGUUCAGUAAGGUCAGUCGCCCAUGUCAGGGUCUGAUUUAAUACUUGGCAUGCAGGGUCAGAUGGGUUGCCCAGGAAGGCUCGGGAACACUAUGAACCAAAGGGGUCACAACAUGUACACCCAUUACUGGACAAAAAAAGAGUGUACAGAAUUCUGUAAGGGUGUCUUCAGUAACGCCUGGUUCCCAUUCCAUUCCAUGGUCUGGCAUGAUGCCUGGCAUGCGGAGUCAGAUGGAUGGCCCAGGAAGACCUGGAACAUUAUGAACCAAAGCAGCCUUCUGCAAUGUAUGAUCAAUAAUGGAAAUCAAUUUCAUUAGCGGUCUCUAAGCUUUGUGCUACCGGGUCCUGGGUCCCAUUUCACGAAGACUUGUUGUAAUAACGAAUGCACAAAAUCUAUAACAAAUUCACAUUGAAGAUUGAAGGUGUUUAGUAGCUUAUAUCUGUUAUCGUAAAUUUGUUAUAACAAGUUUUAUGGAAUGGGCCACAUGUAUGGUUGGAGCUCUGAAUUACUAAUUAGAUUGAAUUAAUGACUGACUUGUUAACCAUGUGAUUCAAGUAAAAUUUUAUGCGCAUUAGGUUCUUUUUCAGAGGAAUUUCCAAUCCUUAAAUUAAUAAAUUAAAUUGCUUUUAGUUCCAUCAAUCAUGUUUGGAAUAAUUUGAAAUAGUCCUUCAUCAUGAUGCACAGCAUUUGUAUAGUGCCAUGUAUCUGUCAAAGACAUUCAAAGGCGCAUUGGAGGAGCCAGCCAAUCUGGGUCGCCUACAAGGGCGCGCACACAGAACUGUGACCCGCAGGUCUCUCCUCCCGAUAACUGGGGGAAUGCAGGUGGACCACUACACCGGGGUUUCCCCCUACUCUUUUUCGAAUAGUGCAGUGGGUUCUUACGUGCAAAGGUGGUGAUUUUCCUCUACACGGGACGUCCAUUUAACGUCCUAUCCGAGGGACGGAGUGUUUUCCACUGUAACAUAGCCUGCAUCUAUGAAACAUGGGAGAGACGUUUACACACAACGCACUGGCUCAUCAUUCAUUCUGUACCAUAGUUGGGAAUACUUUAUUGUACAUAUAAUUUCUCUUGGACCAAUAUGUAUAAACAUAUGGGCUAAUCUGCCUAAGUUGAAAUUCUUGGACCACAGAAAAUAUGCUUGACAACGGCAAAAUUCGAUUCAGAAGAGACCAACUAUUAAAGAAAAAGUCAUGAUUAUUAUGAUUUUCAUGUCAAACUAUGCCAUUAUGCUUUUGACCUAAACUAUUACGAUGUUGAGGGCAAAUAAGUAUGUUAACAUUUAAUUCCAUAUAGUAAUUACAUUGGGCAGUGGCGAACUCAUCUGAAGGUGGCCGAUGUUGCUCAUUAUUUGCAUGAUCGUGUUUCUCUGUUUACAGCGCUCUGAAUGAUAUCUCAUGCUUAUACUGACUCGAUUUUUUUCCUCUUGGAUUUAUCAUGGAUUUACGCAAAAGAGAGUACCAGUUUCUUCUUUUUUAAGGAAUCUAUUCUUUAUAUUACCUCUUCAAAGAAAUUCAUAAUACCACGUUGUGCAUAUGGAAUUAGGACUUUUAUGUCAAAAUUAUGACUUUUUAGCUUCUGGAUUACUACUUUUUUCCUUUCAAAGGUUGGCAGGUCUGAUAACGAAUGCUUUGCAUAAUCUUAUCAGAUAACUUGCUACAACUUGGGUGGUUAUUCAACUCAUGGAAGACUUGCGCAGACACAUUCUCUCGAUCAUUAUUUAUAUUAUUCCAUUUUUCUCAUUACAUUGAAUGUAAUUCCAAGUCUGUCUAGUACAUAUUUUGUCAAUAGUCAACACCGAUUUUGUACAUACAAUAUUUCUUAUUAUAUAUUCAAGGUGUGCAUGUUCCUUUUCUAAUAGUUGUACAUAUCUGUUCGGUCUACAUGCACAACUUGUAUAUUUUAGGUAUGAUUGCUUACGUUCAAAUUAUCAAUAUUCCAGUAGAAAUAAAUUUCUAGUAAUCCCAUGAUCACAUUUUUGAUAGAUAGGCAUCUUGAGAAUAUUUAUUUAUUACUGAACAAACUGUACAGGUGUAAAUUUACUUCUUCUUUGCAGUCUUAGCCAUUGACUUAUUAAUUUCAGCCAUCAAUCUUUUUUUUCUUCUUCUUCAUUCUUGCAUACUUAAAUGAUUUAUUCAUCAUUCAGCGAAUUUUGAAUCAUUCAAAAAGUUAACCUCUGUUCACCUGCUCCAAACAUUCAGGUUUAUGUAUGUUAGUCCAUGGACAAGUUGAUCAAGGAAGGGAUUCACGAACAAGGGUGUGGGGUUCAGGAAUAAAGCUGACCUCACUAACUUUUUAUUUAGUAUUUACAGGCUUCUUUCAGCUUUUCUUGUGAUUUUCAUGCUGAAAAAAGCAUAGCUUUUGCAUAAUCAGGGGUUUUUAAGCUCUAUUUGUUUAAGGUCAAUCCCAGCUGUGCACAAAGCUUGAAAUAUCAAUAGACAUAUUUGCUGCCAACCAUUCAAAUCUCUCCAUUUCAGUAGCUUAUAACAUUAACUUGUAAUUGAUACCAAGUUUUAUGAAACAUGGUCCAAGGUAGCAUUUCAUCAAGAUUUGUUUUUGUCUGAUGAGUUGUUAGACCAAUCUGCUUUCCUUGGUUUUGAUGAGCUGAUAGCAUAGAUGUCUGACUGUUACUAUGGUAACUGCCAGAUAGAAUAGACUUUGUCUGAUAAAACAUCUGACAAGUCUUCAUGGAAUGCUCUCAGUCAGUCAGUCGCAUGGAAUGUUUCUUCACAUUACUCUUGGAGCAAUAGUCGUGUCCAAACUUGUUUUUGUAAUUAGCAAUUAUCAUUUGUAGAAUACAUGACAGGAGGAUACUGUAUGUUAUGUGGAAAUAAUCUUUCGUUGCUGUAGUCACAACCAUCAGUGUGUUUCAAAGAUGAUUCUUUUUUCAAAACAGGUCGUCAAAUAGUAUGUCAUUCAUCGGCUUUGGCCCCGUUCUCAUAUACAUGUACUUUCUUAAACUAGUUUAGUGGAAACCUGUUAAAAUGUUAUGAGAAUGUGGUAAUGUAAUGAGUGGUUUUGCAAGUAUCUCAAGUGGUGUGGUUUACAAGACCGCGUUGCAUUGUUAAUCUGGUUGAAACAUUGGUGAGGACACGACCGGUCUUCAGGAAGCGAUCAUCACUUUGAAGUUUAAAUGGUGUACAUGCGUUUCUGAUGCAGUCCAGUGAGUACAGCAUGUUUUUUUCCAGAUAACUGAGGAUUGUUUAGUUUCAAAGUUUGUACGAAACAUGUUACCUUACUGAGAGGGUUCCAUUAGCCACAAGACCACUUAACGUCAAGGGGUUCUUGACACCGGUGAUGGGAAUGUCAGCGAAGCAAUCUUCUUAACUGGUUUAAGGGAAACUAGUUCAGGAAAGUCGAUGAGAACAGGGUCUUAUUCUCUUCUUAUGAGAGAUGUAAUUGUUUAUCACAGUCACCGUUUAUUUCUGAAAUACAGCCAAAAUCACCUCAUGUAGUAUGUAAAUAAUAUACUUCUGUUUGUCUUUUAUGUAAAUUAUAGAGUUGAAAAUGUCAAGGGGAUUUGUCAUUUUAAUGGAGAUAUUAUAGACAUCAUCAUGACUUGAAAUCGAGAUAUAAGAUUAAUAAAUGUACAUACACAACAGA
This is a messenger RNA of Lytechinus pictus (painted urchin), 9989 nucleotides long. Its product is annotated as mediator of RNA polymerase II transcription subunit 12-like protein. The record is from RefSeq and is a predicted model, not a curated record. NCBI's taxonomy places the organism in Eukaryota, Metazoa, Echinodermata, Echinoidea, Temnopleuroida, Toxopneustidae. The transcript has 36 exons. The coding region runs from base 240 to 6374 and encodes 2044 amino acids.